Molecule: messenger RNA, 1430 nt
Organism: Alnus glutinosa
Lineage: Eukaryota; Viridiplantae; Streptophyta; Magnoliopsida; Fagales; Betulaceae
Product: E3 ubiquitin-protein ligase SINAT2-like
Exons: 4
Coding region: 247-1170 (307 amino acids)
Biological process (GO): multicellular organism development; ubiquitin-dependent protein catabolic process
Cellular component (GO): cytoplasm
Molecular function (GO): zinc ion binding; ubiquitin protein ligase activity; protein binding
Source: RefSeq, a predicted model, not a curated record
AAAAAAAAAAAUUAAUUAUUUUUUUUCUUUUUAUAUUUCGUGAAGCACAAAAAUCAAAGAGAAAACAAAGCCCAUUUGAUGGCCAGUACCAAUAGAUACAAGAUACCCUUUUGUUCGGCGAUUUCCAUAUCCGGGUGAUAGGCAUCAGUAUCCCCAUAGGUGAUUGUGGGAGGAUCAAUUGGGGAGUCAAUCACAGUUCUAAGUCUUAGUCAUUGAGCUAGAAAUAUCAUUAUAUUUGUAUUAGCAAUGGCUCCUGGAGGCAGUGCUUGCAAUGAAGUCCUUGAGUGUUAUUCUACAGUUUCAGAUUCUGAAAUGGCAACAGCAGAUUUGGAGACUAGUAGUAAACUUACAAGAGCUAUCAGUAGUUCUGGUGGAAAACAAGGGAUUUAUUCAACUAACGGUGUGCAUGAACUGCUUGAGUGCCCUGUCUGCACAUGUUUGAUGUACCCUCCAAUUCACCAGUGUCCAAAUGGCCACACACUGUGUUCAAACUGCAAGAUUAGAGUGCACAACUGUUGCCCAACUUGUCGCUAUGAUCUUGGAAAUAUAAGGUGUUUGGCAUUGGAGAAAGUUGCUGAAUCAUUGGAACUUCCAUGCACAUACCAGACUUUGGGUUGUAAUGAUAUUUUCCCAUACUAUGGCAAGCUUAAGCAUGAGCAACAUUGUCAAUUCCGACCGUACAAUUGCCCUUAUGCUGGAUCCGAGUGCUCUGUUACUGGUGACAUCCCAACUCUUGUUUCGCAUCUCAAGGAUGAUCACAAGGUUGACAUGCAUGAUGGGUGUACCUUCAACCAUCGAUAUGUUAAAUCAAAUCCACAUGAAGUUGAAAAUGCCACAUGGAUGUUAACUGUGUUCAACUGUUUCGGAAGACAAUUUUGUUUGCAUUUUGAGGCUUUCCAGCUUGGUAUGGCACCAGUCUACAUGGCCUUCUUACGAUUCAUGGGUGAUGAUAAUGAGGCAAAGAAAUUCAGCUAUAGUUUGGAAGUUGGUGCAAAUGGUCGUAAGCUCAUAUGGCAAGGAAUUCCAAGGAGCAUCCGUGACAGUCAUAAGAAAGUUCGUGAUAGUCAGGAUGGACUCAUUAUUCAAAGGAAUAUGGCUCUCUACUUUUCUGGUGGGGAUAGGCAAGAGCUGAAGUUGAGGGUUACUGGCCGUAUAUGGAAAGAAGAAUAAGAAAUGAAAAGAUGAUAGGUGUUUAGGUGGAUUGUAUAGUAAGUCUAUGGGGUUGCUUCAUGUGGCAAUGAGUGAAGCUUUAAUUAUCUUGAUUAGGGUUUUCCUUUGUGUUUAAAUGAGGUUUAUGUAGUUGGGGUGAAGGGCAUUUUGCAAACUAAUAUGUUAGCUGCCCUGCAUUGGGCAAGCUCUGGUUGAAAAACAGUGUACAAGAUGGAUGCAUAGAUUGGUCAAAUUGUGGUGCCAAAAGAUUCAUUUGGUGA